This is a messenger RNA of Doryrhamphus excisus (bluestripe pipefish), 5486 nucleotides long. The record is from RefSeq and is a predicted model, not a curated record. Lineage: Eukaryota; Metazoa; Chordata; Actinopteri; Syngnathiformes; Syngnathidae.
AAUCAAAAUGCACGAACUAUAAAACCGACCAUCCUCAUCCCCGCCAUCACUUUCUGCGUCAUCAUCGAGCCGGCAAUGUGCGGGUUGCGAUGGCUGUCACGCCAUUCCUCAGCAAAGCUGCCCGCUUUGCCUUUUUUCCCUUUUAAAUGGCGAACGCUAGCUCGUUAGCUCGGUGACCCCUUCUCUCCGUGUUGGCUGGAGCUCAGCGGCCAGCUAGCCAGCCCCAGUCGGGAAAAGGCACAAUGUUAGCGCCGAGGAACCGACGCUUCUAUGCCCGAACGGCCACUCCAAUCCUAACCGUGUGGGUGACCAACGUGCCCCGAAACCACGAAAGCAGCCAUAUUUCCCAUUCAUAGCACAUUUAUUGUCGGACCUGCGAGGGGAAGGAGGGGUUUGGUUGCUAGCGCGCUAGCUGGCUAAUGCUAACGUAUCAGGAAUGAUUGCAUCUUAGCUCGCUAGCUAGCAUAGUUAGCAUAGCUAGCCUAGCUAGCCUAUACCACUGGCCUGCUGUGCCCCGUCACUGCAUGUCAAGCCCAAGUGUCGCUUUCCAACGUCUAAGGCGUUAAUCCCGUUAUGGGGGACAUGAAGACCCCAGAUUUUGAUGACCUGUUGGCAGCGUUCGACAUCCCCGACAUCGAUGCCAAGGAGGCCAUCCAGUCUGCCCCUGAUGAGGCAGAGGGACCGCACGCAGCCACUGGGGCGCCUUUGGGAAAGACGGAUAACGUGGUGGGGUCGUCCAUGAGCCCCUCGGACCCUCAGGGGGACACCUCCAUUGUUAGCGUGAUUGUGAAAAAUAAGGUGCGCGUGGAGGCGGAGGAUGGAGAGGACACGGACACGGACCAGGAUGCUAUUGAUGUGAUCGCAGGGGUGGACGUGGGGCCCCGUCUUGGAGCGUGUGCCCCGGGGAUGGCAGAAUCGGAUGUUCUCAACCACAACGGUUUUGGGGUGUCUACCAUCAGCCAGUCCAACGGCGCCCCCUGGCCAAUGAAUGUCCCAAAAGUGGCGGCGGAAACGUCGGGCGCCGGUCCCGCCAAGGCAGCCAAACAAGGGGGGAACAUUUUUAACAGACUUAAACCUCUACUAGGCCCCGGUUCUGGAGAUCCUGUGGGCCGGGCCAGGAAGAUGCAGCUGCUGCAGCAGCAGCAGGACACGGGACAGGAGAGAGCGGACGGCCUCAAAGCGCCGCUGCCCUCGUCCUCCGCCGGACUCGCCCCGACUUAUUUCCCGCCCGCGAAGUCGCUCCCCACCCCGCCUGCUGCGCUCUCGUCACAUCCGCUGCACGCACCCAAGCCUUUUAACGGCGCCCCCAAAAUGGCCGGCUAUCAGCAGCAGCAGAUGGAGGAAGAAGAGGAGGAUUCUGACGUGGAUUUGGACAGUCCGCUCGUGAUCCAGGAGAAUCCGGACUCGCCAGGUUCCAGUCAGAUGAACCGCCGUUACAAGUCAGACCAGUCCAAGUCGUCCACUCCAUCUCAGCCUAAAUCGGGGGACACGCCCCAGGGGACGUCACUGACCCUUCAGUCAGGAUCCACAGACAACCCCCAGUUGGAGGAGAAGCACCCAGAACACGUCAUCGAGGAGAGGGACUCGCCGGAGAGCCCCGAACCGGAGAUGCCCAAAUCCACUGCUCAAGCGGCGUCCGCCAAAAGGUGCUCCAGCCCGGCUGUGGCCCCCACGCCACCUGCUGCGGACCUGAGGGAGCCCAAGGAGGAGGAGGAGGAGAUGGAGGUGGGCAACGGUGUAGAUAAGGUGGUGGACAGGAACGCUGACAAGGCAGACGACUCCAGCGAGGAGAAGAUGGAGGUGGACGUGGGCAAGCCUAAAGUGGUUCCUGCUGAGGGCGAGGGGGCGGGGCUUGUCCCACCGGCUACUUCGGGGGCUCCCUCGCGGCCCCUGAAGGUCAGGAUAAAAACCAUCAAGACCUCUACUGGUGGGAUAACGAGAACGGUCACCAGGGUGGCCCCAAAAGGCGGUGCUGGGGGGAAAGGUCAGGACCCCAAAGGAGGCGGGGAGCGUAAGGCGUUGGCGAGCAAGACCCAAAAGACCGACACGUCUCAGCAGCAGAAAGUCAGCGCCCUCAACGCCCUCCCCGUGUCCACGCUCGCCGCGAGCAGCGUCAUGCUCGCCGCUGCCACUAAAGUGCAAAACAAGAUGGCCACCGCCGACAAGGCCAAGGUGUCCGUCACCGCCGUGAACAUCACAAAGUCCGCCGCCGCUCUUCCUGCCACGCCUGCCGUGGCCUCCUCCCCCAAGUUCUCAGUCGCUGCCGGUGGGAUCAGUGUGAGGACGGCCACCAAGGGAGGGGGCGGCCCCCCCCAGUCCAGUAAGCCCGCCUCCAUCGUGAACAGCACGGGUGCUGUCAUCUCCAGAAGCCAGUCCAGCCUGGUGGAGGCCUUUAACAAGAUCCUCAACAGUAAGAACCUCCUGCCCAGCUAUAAGCCCGACCUCUCGGCGCCGCCGCCCCCGGAGUGGGGUCUCCCGCUGCCGGCCACGGGUUACCGCUGCCUGGAGUGCGGCGACGCCUUCGCGCUGGAGCGCAGCCUGGCUCGCCACUACGACCGGCGCUCGCUGCGCAUCGAGGUGACGUGCAACCACUGCGCCAAGCGGCUGGCCUUCUUCAACAAGUGCAGCCUGCUGCUGCACGCCCGCGAGCACAAGGAGCGCGGCCUGGUCAUGCAGUGCUCGCACCUCGUCAUGAGGCCCGUCACCGUGGAGCAGAUGAUCGGGCAGCAGGACGUCACGCCCGUCGCCAGCGUCCUCUCCUCUUCGUCGUCCUCUCCCUCCUCUGCCGCCGCCACGCCCGGAGCCGCCGCCGCCGCCUCAGCCGGCUCCAGCCCGAUGAAGGACGCGGGGUCCACGGCCACGGGCGGCCAGGUGCGCCAGGUGCGCCGCACUCCCCAAGCGCUGAUGCCCCUGCCGUGCAAGAAGGCCGAGAGUCUUCACUACAACAACUACAAGUGUCCCGAGUGCCAAACGCAGUUCUCCAGCAAGGCGGCGCUGAUCACACACUUCCAGCAGAUCCGAGCCGCGCCCAAUUCGACGUGCUCACAGUGCUCGCCUCCCAUGAUGCUGCCCAACUCGUGCGCCGUGUCGGCCCACCAGAGGGUCCACAAACACAAGGCGCCUCACGUGUGCCCCGAGUGCGGGGGCGUGGCCCGGCAGGCCAGUUUCCAGGCCCACCUGGAGGAGGCCUGCCUGCACUUUGCCAGGCGCAUCGGCUACAGGUGCGCCAGCUGCCAGGUGGUCUUCGGGGGGCUGAACUCCAUCAAGUCCCACAUCCAGACGGCUCAUUGCGAGGUCUUCCACAAGUGUCCCAGCUGCCCCAUGGCCUUCAAAUCGUCCCCGAGCGCCCAGAGCCACAUCGGCACGCAGCACCCCGCGCUCACGGGAGGACAGGCCAAGAUGAUCUACAAGUGUGUGAUGUGCGACACCGUCUUCACCCAGAAGCCCCUGCUCUACAUGCACUUCGACACGCACUUGGCCAAGCAAAAGGUGCACGUGUUCAAGUGCCCCGACUGCACCAAGCUGUACGCCCAGAAGGGGUCCAUGAUGGAGCACAUCAAGACGACGCACAGAGGCCCGGCAGCCAAACAGGACGCCGCGUCGGACGCCUCCGGUGCCGCCCUGGCCCCCGCGUCCGGCCCGUCCGGCCUCAAGGCCAAACCCUCCGCCAAGCCCGACAACUCUGACGGCGAGGACUGGGGGCGGGAUCACGAGGAGGAAGACGACGAGGACGACGACGACGAAGACGAUGCGGACGACGACUUCGAGGCGCCGACGGCAGCCGGCGGCGGCGGCGCCCAUCCCAGCACCCAGACGGAGUGGACCUGCCCGCAGUGUCACAGCACCUUCACCGACAACGACGACUAUCUCACUCACGUCAAGAUGGAGCACGGCAAGUUCCCCUGUCGCAUCUGUGGAGGCAACUUCAGCACCUCCUCCAGCCUCCGCCGCCACGAGAGGGUCAUCCACGAGGGCAACAAGAGGGUCUUCCAUUGCCAGUAUUGCACAGAAGGCAAACGUACCUUUGGCAGUCGCUUCUUGCUGGACAAACACAUUCGACUCAAGCACAGAAGCUCUGAUGGACAGGUGACCCCCGUGGUGAGGAAGCGUGCGGCCGCCGGCGCCGAAGGUCCAGGAAGUUCCUCAGAGCAGGACGGCGAGGGCGGGGCUCCCGGAGGCAAGCUGGGAGACGAGGACGAGAACACGGCGGAGGACGGCGAGGAAGGAGGCGUCCCCACCAAGAGAACCAGGGCGUCUGUGGGAGAGUUAGAGGAAGAAAGUAGCAUUUUCCGCUGCGUGCCGUGCGGCUUUUCCACCGAGGACGGCGCCGAGUUUCAGCGCCACAUCCCGCAGCACCGUGCCGACACGGCUUCCUUCCAGUGCCUGCAGUGCGGCGUCUGCUUCGCUUCGGCCGGCUCCCUGGGGCGCCACCGCUUCAUUACUCACCGCGUGAGGGACAACCAGGCCGAGGGCGACCGCGGUGCGCCGCGCGCCUCUCCCGAUGUCUCGCCCUCCGCCGCCGCCGCCUCCCCGCAGGGCCUGGAGGACGCCGACGGCAAUCUCAUCUGCAAGGUGUGCGGGCGCCGCUUCGACAAGGCCUCAGACCUCAACACCCACUUCCGGACCCACGGCAUGGCCUUCCUCACGGCGCACAAGACGGACAAGCCCCAGUAGAAGGGGGGGCGGGGCCUCGUCAAGCCAGCCUACCAAUGUCGAUGCUGACUUGCGGCUUUUUACCACCACCAAGGACUUUUAGCUCGCCUUCAUGCAUGUUUGAGCGUCUGACCCUCCUUGAGUCAAGCAUUUAUAGCCGCACUAACAUCGCCUCCACCCGGGUCCCUCAAAACCCGCAAGGACCCCCCCCGGUCGUCGGCCUCAAACAAGACGUCAGUGCGCACACCACCCACUGCACGCCCCUCCCCACCUUUCGUACUUUAUGCUAACCUCAACCCUCGCCUGGGCGCCAUCAGACUGGUUUGUACUAUUUAUUAUUUAUAUCAAAGAGCGCUAAUUUCACGUCAGGAUCGUUGCUCACGCUUUCAUUUUGCCAUGUAAAUACAUAAUCACACUACAAAGACAUUCUGGAGGUAGUAACUUGCUAUGAUAAUGUGAAUACGUGUAGUAUUUGUACUUGUACCCCCCCCCCCCCCAACACACUUUUUUUAAUCGUCGAGGUAUAAAAGCCUGCUCCCUAGAGGCCACAUGUUGUAUUACAUGUCUCCAUAGUGUAUGACUACAGAUGCUUUUCUAUCUGCAGACUAUCACAUUUCUUUUGUAAUGCUUCGAAAACAAGCCUUCACUGUGUUGUUUUUAUCUUUUUAUAUGUCACAUCAUAUUUAUAGAGAUCAAUAAUAGUUCUUUUCUUUCUCCAUGGUUGUGAUCUGCUUGCUAAACAAAUAAAAUCAUGCCAUACAUACACUUUUGUGCCGUUUGGAAAUAAACGUGAAAGAAGAUGGCGUGUUGGUCUUUUGUAAAAAACAUCUUUU